Messenger RNA from Penicillium arizonense, 1626 nucleotides. Its product is annotated as putative MFS monosaccharide transporter. Gene Ontology annotation, molecular function: carbohydrate:proton symporter activity. The record is from RefSeq and is a predicted model, not a curated record. NCBI's taxonomy places the organism in Eukaryota, Fungi, Ascomycota, Eurotiomycetes, Eurotiales, Aspergillaceae. Gene Ontology annotation, biological process: carbohydrate transport; transmembrane transport. The coding region runs from base 1 to 1626 and encodes 541 amino acids. The transcript has 2 exons. Gene Ontology annotation, cellular component: membrane.
AUGGCGCCGAAAUAUGCUGGCAUGUCCGGCAGGCCCCUGUCGUUGACGGUGUCGACCAUCGCCACUAUGGGUUUCUUGCUGUUCGGUUAUGAUCAGGGUGUCAUGUCUGGUAUCAUUGACUCUUCUGCUUUCGCCAAAUUCCUUCCCAUCACCGCUGGCGACUCUGUCAUGCAGGCUCUGGUUACUGCCGUGUAUGAGUUGGGUUGCCUGGUUGGUGCUAUGUUCGCUCUGUUCACUGGUGACAGGAUGGGUCGUCGUCUCAUGAUCAUCGCUGGUGCCACCGUUAUGAUCGUUGGUGUCAUUAUCCAGGUUGCUGCCGUUGACGGCCAUGGUGCUACCGCUCAGUUCUUUGUCGGCCGUAUCAUCACUGGUAUUGGCAACGGCAUGAACACGUCGACUAUCCCUACCUAUCAGGCUGAGUGCUCUCGCAGCACCAACCGUGGUCUGCUCAUCUGUAUUGAGGGUGGUACCAUCGCCAUCGGUACUAUGAUUGCCUACUGGAUUGACUUCGGUGCCUCUUACGGUCCCGACGACCUUGUUUGGCGUUUCCCCAUUGCCUUCCAGAUUGUCUUCGGUGUUAUUAUCAUCGUUGGAAUGUGGUACCUCCCCGACUCUCCUCGUUACCUCAUCUCCAAGGGUAAGGUCCACGAGGGUGAGUAUGUCCUGGCUGCUCUUGGUGGCUACGAGAUCGACGCCCACGAGACCCAGAUCCAGAAACAGCUUGUCAUCGAGUCUAUUGAGGCUGCUGGAGUUGCCGACGGUGCUGGAUACUCUGACCUCCUGACUGGUGGCAAGACCCAGCACCUCCGCCGUAUGCUUAUCGGUUCCUCUUCCCAGAUCGCCCAGCAGCUGUCUGGUUGCAACGCUGUCAUCUACUACCUGCCCGUUCUCCUGAGACAAUCCCUGGGCGAGGAGGAGAGAAUGUCCAUGAUCAUCGGUGGUGUUAAUAUGAUCGUUUACGCCAUCUUCGCUACCUUCUCCUGGUUCUUCAUUGAGAAGAUUGGUCGCCGCAAGCUCUUCAUCGGUGGUAUGACUGGCCAGAUGGUGUCCAUGAUUAUCGUCUUCGGUUGCUUGAUCCCCGGCGGCCCCGGACCUUCCAAGGGAGCCGUCUUCGGUCUGUUCCUGUACAUUGCCUUCUUCGGUGCUUCCAUCCUGCCCCUGCCCUGGUUGUACCCAGCCGAGAUCUCGCCCCUGCGCACUCGUGCCAAGGCCAACGCCGUCUCGACCUGCUCUAACUGGCUGUUCAACUUCACUGUUGUCAUGAUCACUCCCGUCAUGGUCGCCAACAUCAAGUGGGGAACCUACCUGUUCUUCGCCGUCAUGAACGCCAUCUUCAUUCCCCCCAUGAUUCUGUUCUACCCCGAGACCGCUGGCCGCAGUCUGGAGGAGAUCGAUAUCAUCUUCGCCAAGGGCUACUGCGAGAACAUGAGCUACGUCCGCGCUGCCAAGGAACUCCCCAAGCUCACCGACGACGAGAUCGAAGCCAAGGCCAUCGAGUACGGCUUCGAGUCCAGCCGGCGCACUGGCGAUCUCGAGAAGAGUGGCGAGAAGCCUUCUCCCCGCAGCGACUCCAGCGAUGGUGUUGCCAACGGUCACCAGGAGACCUACGCCGAGCCCCGCUCUUAA